UUUUGAUCACAUGGCCACGAAGUCACUCUGAAAGUAUGCUGGCGGGGUAUUGCCCACAGAAAUAUAUAAAGUGCUUCACAGUGAGCGGCUGUGUCCAUGCGACGAGCAUCAUUUUAGGAGCUUUGGGUCGAUCGGCAGCGUCGGGGCUGGUGGAUACACAACAAGAGAGGAGCGGGUGACGAAAGCAAAAAUGCCUACUCAAAGCGUGGACUUGCUCAUCACUGAGAUGAGCACCACGCCUUCAUUUACUGACAGUCCCACCGUCGUGGGCGACGCCACCACCGCUGCCAUCAUAAUGGACAACUCCACCUCUGCAUUCUCCCCUCAAAACAAGUUAGACGAAAUCUCAGCCAAUGACAUCACCUCCAGGGCGAACUACUUCUACAGUUUCUUUGCUGGGCUCGGCUUCAUCGCCGGGUGCUUCCUGAUCUACAGCUUCAUCCAGACCUACAGAGCCCAGAGGCGGCUGGCCUGGCUCGACUGCCUGCUCUGGGCAUUUUGCGGCCUCCAGCUGCUGCUCCUGCUCCUCUCUCUCCACAUUGUGGCCUACAGACCUCACUACCUGCUCGCAACAGGUUUGGGCUGUGCUGCUCUCUCCUUUACCGUCAACACGGCCUGUCUCUGCGGUCUGCUGGUCUUAGUGCUGAUGGCUUACGUGCUCACACUGGAUCCACCGUCCCACGCCCUGCUGAGGAAGCCUUGGGUCUGUGCAGCUCUGGUGAUCCUGACUUCUAUCUUGAUUUCUCUGCUCCUGGCCGGGCUUCGUGGACCCCGAGUUGGUCUACAGGAAAAAGGCAGGUGCUUUAUGGAUCCAGUCCAAGCUGGUGUGUCUUACGCAGCUGCUAGGUUGUGCCUGGCUUUUUUGAUUCCCUACAUCCUCCAAAUGGGACUUCUGAUAGGUGGCUGUGUCCGGCAGUGGAAAUCUAAAGGACGUUUCCUCUCCGGCUCUGAGGAGGGUCCUGUGUUCCUGGCAGUGACCGUGGUCAUGUUCAUCUGCCAGCUCUUCUACAGCGUGGCGCUGGUGAGAGGAGCACAACUGGCACAACGAGAGGAGGGGCUGAGCCAUCACGAGCGCGCGUUUCUGAGCGUGGCUGAGUUUGUACUGUUCUCAGGGAGCAGCGGCAGCCUCCUACUCGUGCUGCUCCUGCACAGGCCAUGUCGAGAGAGUUUCCACGGGGUGUUCAGGCAGCUGAGGGACUGCUGUCAAAGCCCAGGGCGCACGCAGCCCAACAGGAACAUCAUAGCUCCCCAUAUUGAGAUCACAGACACCCUGCAGGAUAUUGAGUCAUAGAGGACAAAGACUCUCUCAUCUGUGAGCACAAAACUCUUCUGAUGCAUCGAAAUAAAGACUUUUGAAACUUGAUGUAUUAAACAUAAUAUUAAUCUAACUUUUAAAAUGCUUUCUAUUUCUCUAAAGUGACAAUUUAAAUGCUUUUCCGUGCAUGUAUUUCUCCUUUAUUUUAUUGUACAUUUUUAUUUUGCAAAAAUAAAUGCUGUGCUGUACGUA
This is a messenger RNA of Epinephelus moara (kelp grouper), 1507 nucleotides long. RefSeq lists its product as uncharacterized. Bases 191 to 1291 code for a protein of 366 amino acids. The transcript is spliced from 2 exons. Lineage: Eukaryota; Metazoa; Chordata; Actinopteri; Perciformes; Serranidae. The record is from RefSeq and is a predicted model, not a curated record.